Messenger RNA from Phalaenopsis equestris, 715 nucleotides. Its product is annotated as 36.4 kDa proline-rich protein-like. The coding region runs from base 99 to 551 and encodes 150 amino acids. The record is from RefSeq and is a predicted model, not a curated record. NCBI's taxonomy places the organism in Eukaryota, Viridiplantae, Streptophyta, Magnoliopsida, Asparagales, Orchidaceae. The transcript has a single exon.
GAAUUUGACAAUGGGAUCUUAACCAUCACCCUUUCUUCUAUAAACUCUUCCCUACUUCAACCUUGUCUCUUUCCAACCAUCCAAAUCUCAAAACCAAAAUGUCUUACCUUCCCCUCGCCAUGUUCUCCAUCCUCCUCUCCGCAUCAUCAAUAAUCUCUGCUUGCACCUUCUGCUCCCAUCCCGCCCAUCCCCACCCCAUCCAUCACCAUCCCAUCCCUAAACCACCGGCCAUCAACCCCCCUCCGCCCGACGGCACAGGUAUUCCGGCGACAACUCCCCCGCCGGCGGUGAAAUGCUCGCUCGACAUCUUGAAGCUGGCACUGUGCCUUGAUGUAUUGGGAGGGUUAGUAAACGUGGGCUUCGCUCCAGUGGAGAUCUACUGCUGUCCGGCGAUUGAAGGGUUGCUGGAAUUAGAAGCGGCGGCUUGUCUUUGUGCUGCGAUAGAUCUAAAGGUGCUGAAUUUGAAUAUUUAUAUUCCGCUGGCCCUCCAAGUUCUCAUUACCUGUGGAAAAGACCCUCCUCCGGGCUAUUUCUGCCCGCUUCGGCAUUAGGGUUUGCGUGUCGAGUUUCUUUGGGAUUUGGGUGUGGAUGAUGAGGGUUGCAGCGGGAAGAAGUUUAUGUUUUCUGAUUAUGUUAUUAAUUGUGAUUUGGUGGAUUUUAAGCUAUGAAUUUGUUGCUAUUUAUGAAAAUUAGGAUUCUCGUGCUGCAUUAAAAA